Phytophthora nicotianae INRA-310 is the source of this 522-nucleotide messenger RNA. RefSeq lists its product as hypothetical. Gene Ontology annotation, molecular function: protein binding; histone H3K36 methyltransferase activity. The coding region runs from base 1 to 522 and encodes 173 amino acids. The transcript has a single exon. Gene Ontology annotation, biological process: regulation of DNA-templated transcription. Gene Ontology annotation, cellular component: nucleus; chromatin. Lineage: Eukaryota; Oomycota; Peronosporomycetes; Peronosporales; Peronosporaceae. The record is from RefSeq and is a predicted model, not a curated record.
AUGCACGUCUUCUGCAAUGUCAAUUGCUGCCCGUAUGAGGGCAAAUGUGGUAACGGUCUCGAAGAGUCAAGUAAGGUCUUUCUGGGGCGCAAUCGCCGCACCGGCCGCCUAUGUGUUGUCGCCGGCGAAGACAUUCAAGCCGGUGAGGUGCUCGGCCAGUACCUGGGGUUGAAGGAGCACGUUAGUGUGUCGCGCGCCGACCGACCCCGCAACGGAGGCUACCGUCUCGUGAUAAAGCAACGUCCCGAAAAGCCGUCGUAUCCGGUUUGCGUGGCCAUCAACGCCGAAGACAUGGGUGGUCUCAUGCGGUUCCUGAAUCACUCAUGCAGGCCAGUGACGGAGUUCGUUGAGGUGUCAAACGGUGGUCGCACAACAGUGGUUGUUGUGACCACACAGGACAUCCUUCGCGGUGAAGAGGUUACGGUGGAUUACGGCGACGACCUUUGGUUUGUCUGUCGCUGUGAGCUGAGUGAAUGCCGCCACAGCAACAUCCAGGACGAAGAGGAUCCAUUAGAAGUGUGA